GAUAUUCUUGUAUAAUGUAUAACACGCAUCGUCCUCAGUUACGAUAUUCGGAUGGAAUUCAGCACGUUGCAAGCCAUUUCUUUCUUCCCACAGUCACGACUCGUCACCUCGAGGACAAUUGAGUAAGUAUCCUGCGCCGCCUGCAGAAUCCCUUGCUGCCGCUCGCUUGUCAGCCCUCUCACCUACGCUAUCAUCACCUUGUACCCGCGACGUGGGCAUGACUGGCAGUAUGACUCACGAUCUGGAUCCCAUUGAGCUUGAACAGUUGGAAGCACAGGUCCAGAAGGACCAGCCUUUCCUGCCCAAAUCUUUAGCACUUUGGAAGCAGCUGGAUUCAUACAAACCCCGUCUCAUCAGUUCGGCGUACCUCGCUUGGGCAUGCCUCAACGACGUUUUCAAGUGUCGAGGCUACGACCUUUAUGUGCCGCGCAAGAGGCCUAGGUCAGACACCAACUUUUGGACGAUGAUGUAUCCCGCACAUUAUAUCGCGGAAAUUUUGCCUGAGUUUGACGAACCGGAUCGCAACGUCAUUCUUGGAUCUCGACGCUACGUGAUACCCUUCUAUCCUUUCAGUGGCGCUCUCUGGGCGGCGACCAACGUGUCGGGCGACGACUUCAUCAUUAAACUUGUCUCUGACGGUCAGGACCCCAAGGGUCUGACUGAGCUUCGCAUACUCGAACAUCUCAGCCGGCAUGACAUUUGUGCUCACCCGCAAAAUCGCACAGUUUCCGUGGUAGAUCUCGUCAGACACCAGCAAUAUACCUUCGCUAUAUUCCCUAGAUGGACGGACUUCCCUGAGAAAGAGAUCAGGACACCGCGGACCGCGAUAGAGUGUUGUGUACAGGUUACCGAGGCCUUGGCAUUCUUGCAUGCACAGUGCAUCGCCCAUCUUGACAUCUCGAUGGAGAACAUCAUGAUCAACUUCUUCGGCUUUGUUGAUCAGUCGUUGUCCCCCGUCGUGGAAUACUUCCCGGUUUCAUAUGGCCUUAUUGAUUUUGGCGAGAGCGUAUUCCUCGACGCGCCCUCCUCUUUAGCACCGCCGAGGACUUACGCAACCCGUCCUACAAGCGCACCAGAGGUCAGCUCUGGGGAAUCGUUUGACCCCUUUGCGGCAGACGUAUAUCAAACUGCCAGGUUCUUCCUAGAACAAUUCUACGAUAUGACCGGGGUCGACCCAAAAUUCCUUGCUAUAUUGCAGGCCAUGGGAUCCAGCCCUCCAUCUACCCGCAUAUCCAUGGCCGAAGCGCACGAAAGGUUCGCCGCCUUGCGGGCCUCGUGGCUGCGCGACCCAGAACCACACGUCGUCGACAUCUACGGGCGCCGGAAGAACAAGUACUUCGAUACGUACCUCAAUACCUGGCGUCCGCCCCCCGGCAUGCUGUCCAUUCCUGCGAGUGACGAGGAGGCCAAGGCUUUGCGCGAGCGCAUGCGUCGGGACAGGGCCGAACAGCGACAACUUUAUGGCGGCCACUCAUUCUCUGAGUCGGGAAAGCUCAGGGUCGACGUUGCAGGAUCCAUAGGCUGCGUAGACGGGAACAAUCCACGCAUGCCCGGAUUUUAGGCGACAAUAUGAUCAAGUCGACCUUGUAUCUGUAUUUUCCUGAUGCCCAAUUCAAUGAAGAGACAGUCGACUGCCUCUGUUUAUCUAACAAUGCU
Schizophyllum commune H4-8 is the source of this 1656-nucleotide messenger RNA. RefSeq lists its product as uncharacterized. Gene Ontology annotation, molecular function: protein kinase activity; ATP binding. The coding region runs from base 230 to 1561 and encodes 443 amino acids. Gene Ontology annotation, biological process: protein phosphorylation. Lineage: Eukaryota; Fungi; Basidiomycota; Agaricomycetes; Agaricales; Schizophyllaceae. The record is from RefSeq and is a predicted model, not a curated record. The transcript has 7 exons.